Molecule: messenger RNA, 1740 nt
Organism: Cooperia oncophora
Lineage: Eukaryota; Metazoa; Nematoda; Chromadorea; Rhabditida; Trichostrongylidae
Source: the annotation of a GenBank genome assembly
AGUUUUCCAUUUUCUUUCCAACUCUUCGCUAUUGAUUGUUUACUUUUACCUCUUUCCUCCAACCAGAGGCACUUCUCCUUUUUAGGAGGAGCACCAUUCAAAUCACGAUCGACUGAUUUCUCUGGUUGCAAAAGGAGUGUUUUACGAGGGAUGUGUGGAUUAUUGCCAAGCGCAAGCCAUUGGCGAUCUGAAAGACGCUUUGAUUCAGGCAUAGAAAAUGGUCCCCACCCGACUGACAUUCUGGCGAAUCGGCCUCGUCUGUCAUCCACCGACUUGUCGUUGAUAUCAUGGCUGGAAAUGGUUGGACGGGAGCAGUUUGCGAUGCCAUUCCAACAAAAGCAGCUCGAUCUCAAAAUAGAACAUCUCAAGAAGCCAAAGCUCGAGGCUCAGUGGACAGAGACAAUUCUAGCCACCCCGAUCAAACCUGGUGGUCUCUUCCCGCAUUCGUUGGUCCCCAAUGCCAAGUUGAAGUUUGCAGAGAAAAUGAGUCAGUCGAUGACCAUGCUGCCGCUGAGCACCAGCAUGAGUACAAGCGCCUUCCCAACGGUGAAUCGUCAACAGCCGAUGUCCCAGUCGACAGCGGCAGGCUUCUGUCUUGGUAUCGGUGAUGCUGGAAGUGAAGCAAUGGCUCAAAGCCAGAUGAUCGACAACAUGAUGGAAAUGAGCCAACUAACGAAGAGCAGUCGACCUGAUGGGCAACGAAAUCAUAUGAUACCGAACCCGAUGAUGAGUUCAAUCGCUCCGCAGGUGAUGGGACCAGCAAUGGUUCACAGUCACAUCAAUCCAGCAUACGAUUUCACUCCAGUGCGGAGACAGCUGGACGAGAUGACGCGACGAUCACUCCCUCCUCCAUCCUCCCAACGGCAAUCAUCCUUACCUCCAGUGCCUGAGAUGCUUACUCCAAAUGAGAACCCAAUGACGCAAAGUCGACUGUUCCAAGAGUUUGCCAGCAAGCAAAGGACUUCACAUUCAGCCGAGCCAGCUGUACCCUUGAGACAGCGACAGAUGUCGGCUCCCACGUAUCCGAUACCGUAUGACCCAAGUGCGGGUGUGUAUGCGAAUGGUCAAGUACCGAAUAACAUUUUCCAGAUGCCAAUAGCCGCUACAAUUCCGACUGUGAUACCCUCUUCCAUGGCCGUGAUCAGUCAAGGCUCUCCUCGACCGCACUCAACUGUAGCUGGUCAAACAAUGACGUCUCCCCCGACAGCGCAGGCACAAUCUAGGCCUGUGUCUAUGCCACCCAAUGGGACUUCCGCGACCCCGGUUCAGUUUGUACCCGUGUGCAGGUAUGAGGACAGCCAAGCAAUACGAGCGGUAGCUUUCCAUCCGACUGGUCGUUAUUUCGCUGUGGGUACCAAUUCAAAGCAACUUCACAUUUGCAAGUAUCCAGAUCUGCGACGGUUCAAGUCAGUUUAUUGUCUUUCAUUCAAUGGUACUGGAGAAUUGUUAGCAACCGGAUCGAACGACAAAACGCUACGACUCAUGGCCUUCAAUUCGGACAACUGCAAGAUUGGUGCCGAAAUGGAGUUCAGUACUCAUGAUGGUACUAUAAGAGACGUGAUUUUCUUGGAGGAUACUGUGAGCAGGACAUCCUUGUUGAUCAGUGGUGGUGCGGGCAAUUGCCAUUUGCAUGUAACCGACUGCCAUUCUGGCCAGAUGGUGCAGUCAUUACGAGGCCACAACGGUUUGUUAUACUCUUUUACUUCACAAAGCUUGCUCAAAGAAGAAAGGAGGAAGUGA